This is a messenger RNA of Paramisgurnus dabryanus, 510 nucleotides long. RefSeq lists its product as uncharacterized. NCBI's taxonomy places the organism in Eukaryota, Metazoa, Chordata, Actinopteri, Cypriniformes, Cobitidae. The record is from RefSeq and is a predicted model, not a curated record.
UCUGAACAGACCACGUCCAUUGCCGCUGCUGUGAGAACCCUGGGCAGUUGAAACCUUAUCAGAAAAGUCAAUGUUAUUCACAUUGAGAUGUUUGUUACUGUGAUUUUGGAUGAAGGAAGAGAACAGCUAUUGAACCUAGACUGCAGUAUUAUAUACUUUAUCCAUUGUCUAAAAGAAAAAUGCGGUCUGGAUCUGGAAGAUAGUGUGGAUUUAAUGGAUAGGGAUGGUAAGCUGAUGAACCUGACAGAGAGAGUGCAGAGCAUUGAUCUUGUCAGCAGUGUGCUGAAGGAGAGAGAGACCUAUAUUCCAGUAAGGGUGUCACGUGAAGGAAUGGAAGGACCUAAAUAUUCUGCAGUGUUUGACUAUGGGACCUGUCACCCUGAGCUCACAGAGGUCCUUAGAAAGUUGUCAAAUCGUGACAAAAGGGGCGUGGUAUCAAAAAAGGGAGGAGUCAGUCAAAACCGCAUCAAAGCUGCUGUCAGGAAGAGUAUGGCAAUACCUCGAAGCUGA